Molecule: messenger RNA, 3805 nt
Organism: Tyto alba (common barn owl)
Lineage: Eukaryota; Metazoa; Chordata; Aves; Strigiformes; Tytonidae
Gene: PEX7
Product: peroxisomal biogenesis factor 7
Exons: 10
Coding region: 50-1009 (319 amino acids)
Biological process (GO): protein import into peroxisome matrix
Cellular component (GO): peroxisomal matrix; cytosol
Molecular function (GO): protein binding
Source: RefSeq, a predicted model, not a curated record
GCGGGGGCGCGGCGGCGCCUCGGCCGAGGCCCGGGCAGGGGCCGCGGGGAUGGCGGGCGGUGCCGGUGUGUUGCGGCUGCCCGGGCUGCACGGCUACGCGGCGGAGUUUUCGCCGUACUGGCCGGGGCGUGUGGCCUGCGCCGCCGCGCAGUACUACGGCAUCGCAGGUUGUGGAACUCUGGCAGUGCUGGAACAAAAUGAAGUUGGGAUUGCUCUGCUCAGGAGUUUUGACUGGAAUGAUGGCCUGUUUGAUGUGACCUGGAGUGAGAAUAAUGAACAUGUGUUGAUCACUUCUAGUGGAGAUGGAUCUCUGCAAAUCUGGGAUACAGCUAAAACCAAAGGUCCUCUGCAAGUCUAUAAGGAGCACACUCAAGAGGCAUAUAGUGUUGACUGGAGCCAAACUAGAGGAGAGCAGCUAGUGGUGUCUGGUUCAUGGGAUCAAACAGCCAAGCUGUGGGAUCCAGCUGUGGGGAAGUCAUUAUGCACUUUUAAAGGCCACGAAGGGGUCAUUUACAGCACUAUAUGGUCUCCACACAUCCCAGGUUGUUUUGCAUCUGCCUCAGGUGACCAGACUUUAAGAAUUUGGGAUGUGAAAGCCCCAGGAGUUAAACUUGUGAUACCUGCCCACCAGGCUGAGAUCUUGAGCUGUGACUGGUGCAAAUAUGAUGAGAACUUGCUGGUAACUGGUGCAGUUGACUGUAGCUUGAAAGGCUGGGAUUUGCGGAACAUCCGGCAACCAGUGUUCAUCUUGCUUGGUCAUACCUAUGCUAUCAGAAGAGUAAAAUUUUCACCGUUCCAUGCAACCUUAUUGGCCUCUUGCUCCUAUGAUUUUACGGUGAGAUUUUGGGACUUUUCCAAGCCUAACCCUUUGCUGGAAAUAGUCGAGCAUCAUACUGAAUUUACAUGUGGACUGGAUUUAAGUCUUCACAACUGUGGUCAGGUGGUGGAUUGCGCUUGGGACGAGCUAGUCAAGAUCUACACACCAUCGUGUCUGGCAGUUCCUGUCUAGAGAAGAUGACACAUCGGGAACCUUUCUCUCUUCCCCCCACAAUCAGACUUGUGCUAAAGUGUCAACUGUGUCACUCAUCUUAGUGUCUCGUUUUAAGUAAAACUCUCCUUGAAUGGAGUGUUGUGCACUUAAGCAUAUGGAGAUUUUAGGGCUUGGUUUACUGUGCAGGUAGUACUUGAGCCAGCAAAUCCUUAAACAGCAGCUGAAUGGCCGAAGAGUGUCUGUAGCAGAUAGGAGCUGGUGUCUUCAAAGUAGAAUCACCAACAGAGUUUUGUGAUCUGUCUGGCUAAUGAUGACAGCAGAGGCCUGAAUCUUCUUCAUCCCUAUAAAGAAUAAAAGUAACUGGCAGUGUAUUUUGAGAUAACGUCACUGCAGAAAAGAAAAAAGUGGCUUUUCACUGUAAAGUACUGUAACGUCAACUGAGGUUUUUAUCACUUGGAUGCAUUUAUAUUUAUAUGUUUUGCUGUGACUCGUGUUGCAUUAUUUUCUUGUGCAAUAUGACAAAUACUCUUGAUAGACAGUAAAUGUCAUAGAUUAUAGCCAGCUGAUUCGUUUGACCUUUUUGAUUGCUGCUUGACAAAGACGGUAAAGAUUAUUUUAAUACAUUUUUUUCUUUUAGAUCUCCUUCAGUAAAAGAGUUGAUGAAGUCAUGCAGAAAGAUGCUCUGAUGAUAGAGAAAAUGCUUAGGAAAAAAUGAAAUCUAUACAACACUAAUUGGAUCACAAUCCUCAAGAAUUAGAGAUAGGAUAACCAUCUCUUCUAUUAGACUUGUCUUCUAUUUUCACUUAGAAAGUUUUUCCAAGAGAUAGAAGAGAAAUGAGGCCAUAUUCAGUGUUUCUGGACCUCUGACAGCCUGGCCAAAGUGAGAGCUGAUGUCCAGACCAGUUGAACCUGCAUACAUGCAGAUUAACUGCAUGACAUAAGCAUAGCAGAUCCAGUAUGGCCAAGCUAUUAUACUUAACAAGAAUAUGCCCAACAUGCGAUAGAUAUGUUUGGUACUUUGCAUACCCACUUUGACUCCUCAGCCCACUUGCUGCUAUUUUUGUCUGAGUUUUUCUGGGGCAAGUAGAGAUGUUCAGUUUUUAUGCUUCUCCAGUCUCCUUUGAAUACUCUUUCAGGAUCCAACUGUGAUACUCCUGCAGUUCUCAUUGGUAUACGAUAGGCUUCUCUCCUGGUUUCCUGCUAGCCUACUUUUUUUAACCUUCUUAAAGUUGUUCUCCCUUCUGCUGUUACCCCAUAUCAAUAGUCUUUACCAUCAAAAGACUCUUUGAAGAUCUUUGGUCACAUUUUCAUAGCCUCCUGAUAAUGAAUGCUGUACACUUCUGGGUUGCACCACUCAUAUAUCAAGCAAUAGCAGACACUGCCAGAUCUCCUGGAUGCUUUGAAGAAAUGAAAGAAAUAAUUCAGCAGAGCUAAGACCUGCAAGUUGUAAGGAAAGAAUGAUUGUGCUAUCUUGGAGAAAGAGCCAGGGAACUAGCAGGUAGCCACAGGGAGAUACAGGUACGUUGAUUUGGUGUUAGGGCAAGACAGAAAGAGACCGUCUUCUGCAACGUAAGAAUCUAGAUGCCGAUAUGAUCUUUUCUUUUUCUGGGUCAGUGCAAACUGACCCCAGAACGCCAUCUUCUCAAGCUGAAUUAACAACAAGUAGAUUUUCAUGUGACUGUGUUGCACCGAAUUCUAAAUGUUUACUGCACUUUAAUUCUGUGUGCUGAGGAAUGAUGCAACGAUAAAGCUGUGCUGCACACAGCUUUCAGCAAUACCAUGGGCCAUAAAAUCUAAUUUUAGGCAUUAAAAUUGAUUAUUUCAACUUUAAUAGUUAUUCCACUCUUCUGCUUUGUCUCUGUUCUCUGCUAAGACCACAAGUUACCUGUCUGAGUGGAACGUUUUGGUGGUGGUUAUGUAUUUUAUAUGUGUGUCUCUUGGGGGGAGGAAAGGAGGGGGUUAUUCCAGAAUGGUGCCAUAGCCUGUCAGUUGGAAAGGCAAAUUUAGAAUACGUAGCACGGGGUAGGGGGGAAAUAAGGAAUCCUGAACACGCACACUCAACAUGUGGAUUAAACCUUUUCUUAACUGCCUUCUCUCCCCUCAUGUCCUGAUCAGCCUCAGUGCUGAGAGUUGCUGCGUCCGGAUUUAAUUCUCUUAAAAAAUGAGCGCAUCCAGAAGAUGCACAUAGUAAAUAGAAACUGUGGCCUUUAGUCUUCCUGUGUGAUCUUUGAAUGGAGACAAUGUGCUAUAGCAUUUCUGCACUGUAACAGAAAAAACAGUCUGGCAAUAGUUGUUGUUGAUUCUUAAUUCUCAGGGAAUGUUUGCCGUAAUUGUUUUAAAGUACUGUUUAUUUUAUGACCACAAUACUAGCUUCUGAUUGUUUUUUGUUUACUGAAACAGACCUUUAAUGACAACAAUCUUAAAGAUGUAUUCUACUUUUGAACUUGCUCCUGUGGAAGAUUUUGUUUUAUGGCAGCCCAUAGGUUUCUCCUUGGUUCAAGAAACAUGCUGAUUAACGAUGUUCUAAAGGAGUGGAUUUGCUGUUCUGCAAUGCUAUUAAAUUAAUUGCAUACAGUGUAUUUGGCUACACUCUUGUAUUCACAUCCCCAGUUAAGAAACAUUGAUCAAAAAGUAAAUGCAGUGAAAGACACUGAGAGUAUCUUUAAAGGGUAUCAUAAUCAUGGUUUAUAUCUUGUAUGAAUACUGGGUCAGUCGUGUUCUUCCUCUGUACUUUUAGAGACCGUACUUUAUGCAGAUUUGCCAAGCUGUAUGUCCCAUCAAGUCUGCUUUUUGAUAAAGGAAACCUAUUUUAAA